Messenger RNA from Paraphaeosphaeria sporulosa, 2162 nucleotides. RefSeq lists its product as uncharacterized. The record is from RefSeq and is a predicted model, not a curated record. NCBI's taxonomy places the organism in Eukaryota, Fungi, Ascomycota, Dothideomycetes, Pleosporales, Didymosphaeriaceae. The transcript has 3 exons. Bases 25 to 2031 code for a protein of 668 amino acids.
UGACGGUGGCCUGCGACGUCGCCCAUGGUUGCCCUGCUGGCCCCAUUGGCCUCGUUUUCCGGUCACUGCUUCGAUGCCAGUUCGCAUGAGGCUCAAAAGCACCGUGGUGUCCCCCGCGCAAGUCAGCCUCUCUGCCACAUUCGCUGCUGUCCCUCAUGGACUCAACCCCAGCCGCUCCCUCCAGGUGCUAUGCCGGCGUUGUUCCCCACGCCAGAACUGGCUGAUCUUGCAGUUCGCGCCACAGGCAAUGCGACUGACGGCCUGCGAGUCGUCUGCGCCUGGCCUGUCUCCGGCCAAUAUGGCCCCGGGUCGCGGGUGCUUUACUACGUUCUUGUCGCGGCUUGUGUGCUUGCGCGCAACGUUGUGUGGCUUCGAAAGGCGUGCUUGGCCGCUGCGCUGCUGCUGCCCGCUGUCGGCUCGUUACACGCCCUCGUGCUUGCCUCGCUCCACGUCAAUGGCGUCGUCGACAUGGACAUUUAUGGAGCAUUCCAGGUCUGUUCCAUAGCCAUUCUAGCGGCUCCACUCACUGUUCGCCUGUCCAAGACGUACUUUUACGACCCCGGUCGCAACUUGAUCUUUCUGUGGACCGCCCUCAUUCUGGCGGGCCUGCUUGCUCUCGCCGUCGAAUUCUACCGUGUUACGCCCAUCAUCUGCCCCGAACAAGUUCCGGGUGGGAGUAAUUUCCCCUACGGAAUCACCAAAUGCGGUUUGAGUUGCGACGAAAAUGAUCCCAAAAGCCCUUAUUCCCCACUGCGCGCUGGUCCCGCCGCUAAUAUCGGCGUUAUUCCUGUGCCGACAACCUUGACAUUCAACACUGGCAUGUUGCUAGCCACAGCAUGUUGCGUGCCCGCAGUCGUCUCGUUGAUGUUUACGUGGGACAAGAUCCUCGCGCUUCACUGGAAGCGGCGAUUCGGACACAGUGAGGAGACUCAGCGGAACAGGAGCAUAGAGCCAAUAGAAGGAACGAACGGUGCCACCGAGGCGCACAUGGACGGCAUCAAUGGCGCUAUUCGACGAGUGCUGGGCGUGAUAGAGAUUCCACUGUUCAGCAGCGCGAUUCUUGCCAUCCUUAUUGCCGGAGAAAUCAAUUUCUUCAGCCACCAAGUGCGCUGGGAGACCGAGCCCAUAGCCUCGGUCGGGCAAUGGGGUCCUAUCGCCGGUACAGUUCUGGCCGCUCUCGGAUCGCUGUAUGUUCUCGCCAUGACUGGAGGAGAAAAACAACUUGGCACCCCCAACAGCCCCGCAGAGUGUGCAUGCGGUAAUCACCUCCAACGGCAACCGACGUUCACCCUCGAGCCAGAUAGCGAUGGCUCUCCAAGCCAGAUAAGUCUUGAUGACCACGGCGUACCUAUAGGCAUUCGGAGGUCCCAUGAAACAUUCGUAACAGACAGCACUCAUCCGCGCAGAUCUACGGAUCCAGGCGGGCGACGCAGAGUUGCCGAGAUGCUGCAGAAGGCUGGCGACAAACUCGGGUCUGCCGCCCACAACAAAUACGAUGCGAAACAGUACAACAAUAGUAGAGCGCGCGAGUUCCCAGAAAUUCCUGGUGAAGCUGCACGUAAUCCUGAAUUGACUGAGCUCAAGAGGCAGUAUAGCCUACGGAGAGACGUGGUCUUACGGGAGGAGAACUCAAGAGCCGUCAGCCCUUCACCAAGUAAUCUUACAUUUCCGGAUGUUGAUCUCAGCCCCAACACCAGCCCAGUGCUUGGACAGGGCGGUUUUUCUGAGAGCCCAGAGAGAAUGGCCACACGACGCGAAACAGUUGAGGCCUCGUCACCAACGCGAACGAGCUUCCCGGACCUUGAACGGGGUCGGCCACCUGCGCGACGAGCUACCCUUGAAGUACCCUCUCCUACAAGGGCGGCAUUUCCAGGGACUGAUUGUAACGCCGUACCCGCUCGACGAGCCACACUUGAAGUGCCUCCCCCCACAGAAUCUAGCCAAAGUAGCGCGAAUCGCGAUCGCGAUCGCACUUAUGCAAGGCGUUCUACUUUGGAGGUACCGUCUCCGACCCAUCGGCCAGCAUUAUGAUUUCAAGGACCAUGAUUUUGUCACCACUGCAUAUGUAUAUCCUACUAACAUUUAGAAAUUCUACACUGCAUAUGCGUUUAGCGGCAUUGCUUCUCGGGAGGAAAACGUUGAUAGUAUAAAUAGUAUUUGAU